This is a messenger RNA of Xenopus laevis (African clawed frog), 3254 nucleotides long. It is a transcript of the gene star.L, whose product is annotated as steroidogenic acute regulatory protein L homeolog. Gene Ontology annotation, molecular function: cholesterol transfer activity; lipid binding; cholesterol binding. Gene Ontology annotation, biological process: steroid biosynthetic process; intracellular cholesterol transport; regulation of steroid biosynthetic process. NCBI's taxonomy places the organism in Eukaryota, Metazoa, Chordata, Amphibia, Anura, Pipidae. The record is from RefSeq and is marked provisional. Gene Ontology annotation, cellular component: mitochondrial matrix; mitochondrial outer membrane; mitochondrion.
CGAGCUUAGAGACCCAGAUACAAAAGGAGCCCAAAGACCUGACCAUCCUGAGGAUAUAAACUGAGCUGAAAGACACAAACCUGCCCGGGACAUUGGGAUAAGGAUAUAAGUUGGACACAGUCUUGUGCUUGAGGACAACAACAGAUUUUGGAGUUUCUCAUUGGCUGGAGACCACCGACCCACAUAUUGCUGCCAGCUCCCAACUCCUAUACAUCAAGCGAUGCUGCCUGCCACCUUCAAGCUCUGUGCCGGAAUAUCCUACAGGCACCUGCGCAACAUGACAGGACUCAGAAGAACAGCCGCUGUGGCACUCACCCAUGAACUGGAAAAACUUGCCCUUGUGGGACCAGGGCCCGGCAAAUGGAUAAAUCAGAUUCGAAGGAAAAGCAUUUUAUUGAGUUCAAGGCUUGAAGAGAAAACCUUGAAUGACGUAGAGAUGUCGUAUAUCAAACAGGGUGAAGAGGCUUUAAAAAAGUCCUUGAACAUUCUGGGAGACCAAGAUGGAUGGAAGACUGAAAUUGUGAUGGAGAACGGAGAUAAGGUUCUAAGUAAAGUUCUCCCAGACAUCGGGAAGGUCUUCAAGUUGGAGGCAGUUGUGGAAAAGCCCCUGGACAACGUGUACGGAGAACUGGUGGACAACAUGGAAAAAAUGGGAGAGUGGAACCCAAAUGUCAAGGAAGUCAAGAUCCUGCAGAAGAUUGGGAAGGACACUAUGAUAACACACGAGAAAGCAGCAGAGACUCCCGGGAAUAUUGUAGGGGCCCGGGAUUUUGUCAGUGUGAGGUGCAGCAAGAGGAGAGGAUCCACCUGCAUCCUAGCUGGAAUGUCAACGAGAUUUGGUGGAAUGCCGGAACAGAAGGGAUUUGUUAGGGGAGAGAAUGGUCCCACCUGUAUGGUCCUACGGCCCCUGGCAGAAGACAUAUCUAAGACCAAAUUAACUUGGCUUCUCAGCAUUGACUUGAAGGGAUGGCUGCCAAAAUCAAUUAUCAACCAAGUUCUGUCUCAGACACAAGUGGAUUUUGCCAAACAUCUCCGAAGCAGAAUGACUUCUUCAAGCAACGCCCUGUCCCUCUGCUAAAAUCUACAUCGAAUGCUACUACUGAACUCCCCAAUAGUAUAUUCCCUAUAUUGUGGGCUGUGCCAUGGACAUCUGUCUCUGAACAACAAGGUGACCUAUAUUUACUCAGAACAUCUUCAGGAUUCUGGACCACGUAGGGACACUUCAAAGCACCAUAAAUCUCAUGUAGAAUAUGAUUCAAUUUGAUUAUCUGUUGCAAAAAGCAAAACACACUGUUAAUAUCCUGGGAUGACUUGGCAACCUAUUCAUGUUACGUUGGAGCCCACCACAGUGGAGAGAAGCAAAAGUUAGAACUGCUGUCUCUAGUUAGCCUACAGAGAUGUUCUGCUGAAGACAACUGCAGGGUUGUUUUUCAAAAUAUAGGCUGCAAAAAACUGCAUGUUGGGUAAAUUCACUGGUCUGCUUUAAAGCCUUGGUGAACUCCAAACAGAUGCAUCCAUACUCACAAAGGGAUCUCUCGUCAUUCCAAGAGCAGAGCAAUUGAAGAUAGCUUUGAACUUAACUUUUAAUUGGACUUCAUUUAUAUAUGAUUUCUAAAUUAUCUGCCCUCUUCUUCUGCUACUUGGUACAUUAUCCCUUAUAAAACUCAGAAUUAUAAUCCCUGUAUUCCCUGUAUAACUCAGCCUUCAGCCUUGUGCCUUUAUAUGGUCAAAGAACACCUCAGCGGGUUCUAAUAUCCUUAUAAUAUACAGUCGGGGGUUACAUUAUCUCUUAUAAUACAUGAGUGAUACUCAGAGUCCCCUGUAUAACGCAGCCUGCAGCCUUGUGCCUUUAUAUGGUCAUAGAACACCUCAGCGGGUUCUAAUAUCCUUAUAAUAUACAGUCGGGGGGUACAUUAUCUCUUAUAAUACAUGAGUGAUACUCAGAGUCCCCUGUAUAACUCAGCCUGCAGCCUUGUGCCUUUAUAUGGUCAUAGAACCCCUCAAUGACUUCUAAUAUCCUUAUCAUUUACAGUAGGGGAAUUCCUGGAAAAAAGUUACUGAAGAUACUUUUUUGAAAUUUACAGAAUGUUCUGCUUUGGCUUUUGUACUUAAAUGAAUUUAUAUGUAUUCCAUUAUUAACAUUCAAAUAACGUUACAAAUAGAACGGAGUUUUGUAUUUGCGCUGUGAUAUUUAUGGAGUGAUUUGAAAAGUAUUUAUUCAUGACCAAAGUCUUGCCUGAAUUAAUGUUAUUUUGUGUUAUUUAUUAUUUAUUCUGCCUAAAAUAAUAAUAAUAAUGUAAUUUAUUUGUGUGAAUAAGUUAUUCAAUUGAUUUAUUUCUUCUCGUUAAACUUUAGAGCUGAUGUGCAAAAGACACAGCAUAUUGGCAACAGCUAUUUAUAAUGAUGCAGAGUAUUUACUAGGUCCAAAUAAUAAAUAAACCAUAAUAAACAAUAAAGUUAUUAUAUUUAUACUUAUUAUGAAGAUUCUACUCUAUGAUUAUUACUCUCUCUAUAUAAUAAUCAGGCUGCUGUGUAUAAUGAUGCUGAGUAUCUCUAUACACUGAUAAUAACCAGGCUGCUGUGUAUAAUGAUACUGAGUAUCUCUAUACACUGAUAAUGACCAGGCUGCUGUGUAUAAUGAUGCUGAGUAUCUCUAUACACUGAUAAUGACCAGGCUGCUCUGUAUAAUGAUGCUGAGUAUCUCUAUACACUGAUAAUGACCAGGCUGCUCUGUAUAAUGAUGUUGAGUAUCUCUAUACAAUGAUAAUGACCAGGCUACUGUGUAUAAUGAUGCUGAGUAUCUCUAUACACUGAUAAUGACCAGGCUGCUGUGUAUAAUGAUGCUGAGUAUCUCUAUACACUGAUAAUGACCAGGCUGCUCUGUAUAAUGAUGCUGAGUAUCUCUAUACACUGAUAAUGACCAGGCUGCUGUGUAUAAUGAUGCUGAGUAUUUCUAUACACUGAUAAUGACCAGGCUGCUGUGUAUAAUGAUGCUGAGUAUCUCUAUACACUGAUAAUGACCAGGCUGCUGUGUAUAAUGAUGCUGAGUAUUGAAGAUCAAGGCAGGCAGAGCAGACAGAGGUGGGUCCAUAUGUUUAUUAUACAGUUUGUUAUACAUGGUACUGAUCAUUAACCCAAAAUCUACUUAAGGGAAUCCCUAGCACCCAGAAUGUAAUUUCUGACAUGUUUUUCUAGUUCUGCCCAGUAAAUAUUUGUAUGAAAAAGCUAUUGAAAUAAACAGUGGUUCUGCAGUG